Molecule: messenger RNA, 441 nt
Organism: Zingiber officinale
Lineage: Eukaryota; Viridiplantae; Streptophyta; Magnoliopsida; Zingiberales; Zingiberaceae
Exons: 1
Coding region: 1-441 (146 amino acids)
Source: RefSeq, a predicted model, not a curated record
AUGCGUAGAGCUAACCUUCCAGGAAAGCUACUACCCUUCGAUCUAGAGAUUGACAGGACCUUUUUGAGGAAAAGAAAUCUACAGAAGGCAUUCCAAGCAGCACAAGAAUCCUCAGAAAUGGCCGACAAACUGCUGAAAGAUUACGCGGCACCAUAUGCACUAGGGGUUCGGUCCAGCAUCACCCGACCGCCCAUUGAAGCCAACAACUUUGAAAUCAAGCCCGCAGUAAUCCACAUGGUUCAGCAAAAUCAAUUCGGAGGAGGACCACAUGAGGACCCAAACCACCACCUAGAGCUGUUCUACGAGAUCUGUGGCACUAUGAAGGUGAACGGGGUCCCUCCAGAAUCAGUCAGACUACUUCUCUUCGAGUUUUCCCUGAAAGACAGAGCCAAGCAGUGGCUGAACUCCCUUCCAGCGAAUAGCAUAUCAUCCUGGGAGUAG